AUGGAUUCCAAAACGACUCUUUUCGUAUUUGGGGACCUUACGGCUGAUCCUGGGCCGCAGGGCAUCCGAUCUCUGCUGCGUGUAAGCGGCAACCCCGUCUUGGCAGAUUUCCUCAACGCCUCAUUUCUGUCUCUGCAACGCGAGAUUCACAAUCUAGACUCUAUUGAAAGAAAUCACUUUCCACAAGCAGAAACUUUGGGUCUUCUAGCAGAGGCCGUCGAGCGAGGAUAUCGCCAUGCAGCCCUCGAUGCAGCGUUCGUCUGCAUCAACCAGAUCGGUUCCUACAUUCAUACCGCCUGGGUGAAUGCACAGCCUUUACCUGUAAAAAUUGCCAUCUAUACCGGACAAUGUAUCGGUUCUCUCACAGCCGCCGUUCUGAGCUGUGUUGAGAGUGUCGUCGAUAUUCAAAACUAUGGAACACUAGCUGUUACAUUAGCCUUCCGAAUUGGCUUUAGUGUCCAUAGACAGGCAUCGAUAGUUGGGAAUUUUGCAGACAACCGCUGGGCGGCAUUUAUUACUGGAAUGACAGAAAGCGACGCCCAAAGGGCCAUUUCUGCAUUUUGCUCUGCCAAUGACAUUCUCUUUUACUACCAGCCUUAUAUCAGCGCUGUCACAUUUGAUGGUGUUACCAUCAGUGCUCCUCCUCCAGUGCUGGAUCGGUUCCUCGACGCCCUUGCAUCUCUGAACAAAACUAUCACGAAAACCCCCGUCACCGGCCCAUACCACUCCCCCAAAGCAUAUGCUUCUAAUGAUAUCGACCAUCUUGUCGAACGAAUAAUACCUUGCGUAUCGGACAUUAAGACAUCCAGAAUGCCCUUGCUUUCUGUCGCCACCCAUGCAUUUCUCCAAGAUCAGCCAUUGCUGUCCAUAUUAGCACUCUUCACAAAACAUAUCCUCACUCAACAACUUCGGGAUAUCAACAUGUUUGACACGCUGUCAAAACUCUUGUCGUCGCCCGGUGCGUCGUACAAAGUGGCUACUGUCAACGCUCGACUCCCACCACUGUUCAAGAGCAUGUUGACUCAGUGGAAUAUCAAGACUGUUACCUUGGCCUCUUUCUUCGAUGAUGCUGUCGAUCCCAUCUGUGGUAAUGAUGACAGAAUCGCGAUUGUUGGAUAUAGCGGAAGAUUUCCAGAAGCUGAUGGCCUCGAAGAAUUUUGGGAUCUACUGAAGAAGGGCCUGGAUGUUCAUAAGGAAAUUCCAGCUUCACGGUUCGACGGCACCGUCCACUAUGAUGCCACUUUGAAAAGGAAGAACACCAGCCGGGUUAAAUACGGCUGCUGGUUAAAGAAUCCUGGUCAAUUCGACGCGAGCUUUUUCCACAUCUCUCCUCGCGAAGCUGCGCAAACGGACCCCGCGCAAAGGAUCGCCCUCCUUACCGCUUAUGAAGCUCUUGAGAUGUCUGGUUUUGUCCCUGAUCGCACACCAUCAAGCCAACGUCAUCGUGUUGGCGUUUAUUACGGUAUAUGCAGUGACGAUUGGCGCGAAAUCAACAACGGACAGGAUGUAGAUACCUACUAUAUUCCUGGCGGAGUCCGUGCGUUCAUCCCUGGUCGCAUCAACUAUCAUUUCAAAUUUAGUGGUCCGAGUUUGGUCGUCGAUAGUGCCUGUUCUUCUAGUCUUGCCGCUAUCCAUACAGCAUUUACAGCUCUCAGAACACGGGAGUGCGAUACAGCCAUUGCUGGUGGCGCCAACAUCUUGACCAACCCAGACAACUUUUCCGGCUUAGACCGUGGCCAUUUUCUAUCUCACACUGGAAACUGCAAAACGUUUGAUAACACUGCGGAUGGCUACUGUCGGGCGGAAGGAGUGGGAACGGUGGUGUUGAAGCGGUAUCGCGAUGCUAUUGCAGACAACGACCCCAUCUUUGGCGUCAUCCUUGGAGCUGGCACCAACCAUUCGGCUGAUGCCUCUUCUAUUACACGACCAUCGCCCAUUGCUCAGCAUGCUCUUUUCACAAAGAUUCUUAGUGACUCGCAUGUACGCCCGCAUGACGUCAGUUACAUCGAGAUGCACGGCACUGGUACCCAGGCGGGCGACGCCGUUGAAAUGAAAUCUGUUUUGGACACCUUUGCUUGGGAUCACAGCCGACCAAAAACACAACCUCUUCAUAUCGGCUCAGUGAAAUCUAAUAUCGGGCAUGGUGAAUCUGCUUCUGGGGUCAUGUCCUUGAUCAAGGUGCUGCUUAUGAUGGAGAAGAACCGAAUCCCCCGUCACUGUGGCAUCAAAACAAAGAUCAAUGAAUCUUUCCCCACAGAUCUUGAAGCUCGGGGAGUACGUAUUGCCUCAGAGGAAACAGUUUGGGUUAAACCGGAGCAUGCUUCCCGCCUUGCGCUCGUCAAUAACUUUUCAGCAGCUGGUGGAAAUACUGCCUUGCUCCUUGCUGAUGCUCCGGGCUGUCGGAGGUCGAAGUGGGAGAAUGAGGAGAAGACCGACUAUGUCUUCCCUAUCUCAGCACAUAGUUCAACCGCUCUUCAGAGAAACGUACGCUCCAUCAUAAGAACGGUUGAUGACAGCACAAACUUGGGCAGUCUGUCGUACACGCUCUCUGCUCGUCGAAUGCACCACGGUCAUCGACUGAGCAUUAUUACAAACACUGCAAAAGACCUAAAGAUGCAGCUUUCUACCGCUUUGAGGAGCUUAAAUGAGGAGCUUUCUGUCCCUACAAAAAAGCACGGGGUGGGCUUUCUCUUCACCGGUCAAGGAGCUGUAUACCAGGGUAUUGUUACCGACCUGUUCGACCGAUUUGAAUCGUUUCAGCGAGAUAUUGUGGACUUUGAUCGCGUUGCCCAAACCCAAGGUUUCCCUUCAAUACUGCCUUUUGCCAAGGGUCUCCCUAUGGAGUCACUUUCAGCAACCCAAAUUCAGUUGGGCAGUUGCAUCACCCAGAUGGCGCUGGCUAGACUCUGGACGAGUUUCGGUGUCAAGCCUGACUAUGUCCUUGGCCAUAGCCUCGGCGAGUACGCCGCCAUGCAGGUAUCUGGAAUUCUUAGCAUCAGCGACGCAAUCUAUGCUUGCGGCCACCGAGCAAUACUUCUUGAACAGUACUGCGCAAAGGGCACACACGGGAUGGUUGCAGUCAGAGCAAGCGUUGAUGCCCUGUCAGACAUUGUAUCUAACACUGCCAUUGAAAUUUCUUGUAUCAAUGGGCCAAACGAUACUGUCUUAAGUGGUACAAAUGCUCUGAUUGGCCUUCUGUGUGAGGAACUCGACAAGCGCGGACAUAAGUACGUACCGCUGGAUAUUGAAUAUGCCUUCCACUCCUCGCAAACCGAUCCCAUUCUUCAAGGAAUUGACGAAAUUGCUCGUCGCAUUACCUUCAACACGCCCAAGAUUCCAUUUGUAUCAACUGUGCUUGGAAGUGUUGCUACUCGAUCGGGCAUGAUCGGGCCAUCGUAUCUUCGCCUCCAUUGCCGUCAGCAGGUGAAUUUCCUUGGGGCAGUUGAAGCAGCGCAGAUCUCGAAACUCAUCCACUACAAAGGCAUAUGCGUUGAAAUUGGUGGUUCUCCCGUUUUGAGUCGACUUGUUAGCGUGAUCGCCUCUGGUCAAACGUACUGUCUACCAACGCUUCGCCAGGGGACGAGCUCAUUCAAGACCAUGACUGCAAGCCUGAACUCGUUAUACUUGGUUGGGCUGGACAUUGAUUGGAAUGAAUACCGCAAAUCCGAAAGCAACGCCGGUACUGUCUUGCGCCUUCCAUCAUAUGGCUGGGAUCUUGAACACUAUUGGCGCCAAUACGUCAACAACUGGUGUCUCACCAAAGGCGAUGUUCCCUAUAAGGAUGCCCCAGUCAAGGAUAACUCUAUAAGACUGAGUUCUUCGGUUCAGAGAACUAUUGAAAAGGUUGAGACUAGCAAUGGUUUCCGCAUUCUUAUCGAGUCUGAUCUCUUCGACACCGAGCUUCGACCAGUUAUUGAACAGCACAGAGUAAAUGGUGUCAGGCUGACGCCAUCUGGUCUCUACUGUGAUGUUGCCUACACUCUUGCACUAGACCUUUUGCGGCCUAUGGUCGAGCAUCAUGAACGAUAUUUUAUCGAGAUUUGCGAUAUGCGUGUCGAAAAAGCUUUAGUUCUCAACGCACAAGGGCCGCAGCUCUUCCGCGCAGAGACCUCAAUGGACCGCACUAGCUUGUCUGGAAUGAUGAAACUAUACACCUACAAGGAUGGAGUGAAGGGUGUUGUUCACGCAACUUGCAAGAUUCAAGCGUUGGCAUCAUGCAAUUGGAAAGAUGAAUGGCGAUCCAGCUUCAUUGGUAUUCAGGAAAACGUGACACGCCUGCGCAAGGACGGCGAUUCAUUGUCUAUUCAUAGACUGCGCCAGAAGAUGGCAUACAAGCUAUUCUCUACGAGCGUAUCUUAUGGUCCAUGCUAUCAGUCAAUGGGCGAGGUGCAGUUCGAUCCUGAGAAUCUUGAAGCAACUGCACAAGUGCAGCUACAAGCCGUCACAGGUGCAUACUCUCUCAACCCGGUAUGGAUAGACAACUUGGGUCACCUUAGUGGAUUUGUGAUUCAUACCAGUGAUUAUUUGGAUCUGGAUGCAUUUGCAUACAUCAAUACCGGAUGGACCUCUGUUCGGUUUACUGAACCGUUGCAUAUGAGCAAUACUUAUCACACAUAUGUCAAGAUGCGGUCCAGCAAAGCAAACGGCGACACCUCCGUACUCAUUGGAGAUUUAUAUAUUUUCCGAGGCACCGAUAUCAUUGGAAAGUUUUCCGGAGUCACGUUUAAGAAGAUUCCGCGUCAGAUCUUUGAGCAUUUACUUUCAGAAGCGAUGCCCUCGAAGAGAGCCCUCAGUGUCAAGGUUGAAGGGGACAAUUUCAGGGCCCUUUCGGAAGUGCCAAAAUUAAUUCCUCAGGUUAAGGUUGAGCAAUCGGAGAGCGAAUGCUUAACUAAGUCCUGCCUAACGGUCAUCUCUGAGCAAAUUGGUGUUGAUAUCAGCACUGUUGAUGAGUCUUGCCGCUUCACAGACCUCGGCGUUGACUCACUUAUGUGUCUCACUAUCCUCUCCAGUCUACGCCUGAAUGCAGGUUUAAACGUCAGGCCAAGUCUGUUUGAACAUUGUCCUACCGUAGCGUCGUUCAAGGCUUUUCUCGACGGCAGCAGUACACAGUCUGAGAGCACAGAUGGGACAAUGACUGAUUACGGUACCACUGACACCAGCGAAUUCUCGACAUCUGGAGACGAGAUGACCAUUUUCAGUGAAGGCGCUGUCAACCUCGACACCGUGAUGACUUCGAUUCUUCACAUCAUGGAGCAAGAGACGGGUCUGAGCAGCGCGAAGCUCAUAGCGGCACCAAGCAUGGCUGCUAUCGGUGUAGACUCCCUGCUUUCAUUGACAUUGCUUCAUCGGUGUCGAAAUGAGCUGAAUCUCAAGUUGCCUGCUGAUUUUUUCUUGCAGACUAGAAGUAUGGCAAAGAUGAAGAAGGCUCUGGGUUUAGCAUUGUGAAGUUAGGA
This is a messenger RNA of [Torrubiella] hemipterigena, 5453 nucleotides long. Lineage: Eukaryota; Fungi; Ascomycota; Sordariomycetes; Hypocreales; Clavicipitaceae. The record is from the annotation of a GenBank genome assembly.